Nerophis lumbriciformis (worm pipefish) is the source of this 4043-nucleotide messenger RNA. It is a transcript of the gene ankrd33ab, whose product is annotated as ankyrin repeat domain 33Ab. Gene Ontology annotation, molecular function: protein binding. NCBI's taxonomy places the organism in Eukaryota, Metazoa, Chordata, Actinopteri, Syngnathiformes, Syngnathidae. The record is from RefSeq and is a predicted model, not a curated record.
UGAAUGACUGACGGCGAAGCUUCACCAUGGAGGAGUGAGAAAAGACGUGUGCGUUGAUUCCAUCGUAGAUGUAGCCGGAGGAACGGGCGCCAUCUCAGCUGCUGUAGGACCAUGGCCAGGGCGGUGGAGGACCCUCACUUGGGUCCGGGUCCCGAUGAGGAGGACGGGUCUUCAUCGGGGUGGGACUCGGACAGCAUCCUGUCCGACGACUCCGUGCUUCCGGACUACUCGCGGGAAACAUGGGACGGGCGGACGGCAUCCACUCUCUACCAGGCGUGCGCCCGCAACAACCUGGCCGCUCUGCAGAGGGUCCUGGAGAGGGGCGUGGCCAGAGAGGAGGUGAUGGAGCUGGACAUCAACAACUGGAACGGCUUGAUGGUGGCUUGCUGCAAAGGCUUCCUGGACAUUGUGUACGCGCUGAACACCUGUCCUCAUGUAGACAUCAACCACCAGGACCAUGAAGGCAACACAGCACUGAUGAUUGCAUCCCAAGCAGGUCACGCCAGCACGGUCAUGUACCUCCUGAACUAUUACUCGGGAAUAGACACGGAAAUAAGGGACUGUCGCGGCUUCACAGCCCUCAUCAAAGCGGCAAUGACGGGCCGCGACGAUGUGGUGGCAGCACUUGUAAUGGCAGGGGCUGACAUUGGCGCCACAGACACCACGAGAGGAAAGUGCGUUCAGGACUGGGCCCAUAAAACGGGUCGCUAUGAGACGCUGUAUCGUCUUCGUCGCCUCACCAUGAGACCCAAAGCUGAGCAGUUCUGUGAAAGUUACGUCCCCGAGUGGCCCGAGCUCAGGCAGCGAGUGGCCAAGGCCACGGCGGAAAGGAGCGCCCGGGAGAAAAUCACCCAGCACAUCAAGACCAAGUUCGCGUUCCGGUUUCCCCAUGACCCCGAGGACGAGGGGGUUCUGGACCACAUGGUGCGCAUCACCACCAGCCUCCACAGCCCGCUCAUUUCCACCGGCUGCCGUCCGCUGUGCCCGACCAGCCCCCCCGAAGCGGGCAAGAGACGCCUGGCCGUGCCCGAGCUGAUGAGGAAACACUCGGAGCGGGAGUUGGAGGAAAGCUCGGUGUGCCACAGCGACGGCUCGGCGUCGCACGUCAUUCCCUCCGUGCAAUCCGCGGAAUCCAUCGCCACAACCUGCUGCGCCGACGCCGACCGGAGGGGCAGCAUCAUCUCGCUGGCCUCCAACAAGGUGGCGUCCAAGUUCAUCCCGCGCAGCAUGGCCAGGAGGAACAGCGUCUUCCCCUCCGGCUGCAUCCCGCACAUCAACAUCAACAGGCCCACGGAGGCCACGCCAAAGAAGGAGAAGAAGAAGAAGAAGGUGGACAAGGACCACCUGGAGCCUCCCCAGUGGAGGUACAAGGAGAUCAAGGAGGAGAAGAAGAAGAAGGCUGAGCAGGAGAAGAAAAAGGACGGCAAAAAAUAAGUUGUUUUUUUACAAAUUCCACUCAGGGCUUGACUCAUUUCAACAACACCAAAUGUUUGUUACGGUAUCUACCUCACCUCUUCUGUUGGACACAAUAUCAAGGCUUGGUCAUAGAGUAAAGACAUCAAAUCAUCCUUUUGUAAUAUGCUCACUCUGGUCAAAGAUCCUCUAAAUGACAAGAGCGCUAUGCAGUUUCUUCAGGACUCGCGUAAAGGCAAAAAUGCAAGUCAAAGAUCCUCUGCGUGACAGGGAGAUUCGGCUGUUUUUAAGGACACACUCCAAAAAAAAAACACUAUUCAAAGAUCCUCAACAUGACUGAGUUACUGUUUAUAAGAACCGGCUUGUCAAAGAUCCUCUCUAUAUGACAGGAUGACUGUUUUUAAGAACCGGCUAGUCAAAGAUCCUCUAUAAAACAGGAGCACUCUGCUGGUUUUUAAGGACCUGCUACUAAAAUGCUGUUCAGAGACCCUUUAUAUAUGGCAGGAACAUCGUGCUGUUUUUAAGGACCUACUGCAAAAAAACCUUAGUUAAAGAUCUUCAACAUGACAGGGUUAUGGUUUUCACAAACCUGCCAGUCAAAGAUCCUCUAUAAAACCGGAGCACUGUGCUGUUUUUAAGGACCAACUACAUAACCACAAUUCAAAGAUUCUUUAUUACUGUUUUUAAGGACAUGCUGCCAAAUGCUAGUCAAAGAUCCUCAACAUAAAAGGAUUACUGUUUUUAAGAACCUGCUCAAAAGUGGCUAGUCAAAGACCCUCUUUAAAACAGGAACGCGCUUCUGUUUUUAAGGACCUACUGCAAAAAAACCUUAGUCAAAGAUCUUCAACGUGACAGGGUUAUGGUUUUCACAAACCUGCCAGUCAAAGAUCCUCUAUAAAACCGGAGUACUGUGCUGUUUUUAAGGACCAACUACAUAACCACAAUUCAAAGAUUCUUUAUUACUGUUUUUAAGGACAUGCUGCCAAAUGCUAGUCAAAGAUCCUCAACAUAACAGGAUUACUGUUUUUAAGAACCUGCUCAAAAGUGGCUAGUCAAAGACCCUCUUUAAAACAGGAACGCGCUUCUGUUUUUAAGGACCUACUGCAAAAAAACCUUAGUCAAAGAUCUUCAACGUGACAGGGUUAUGGUUUUCACAAACCUGCCAGUCAAAGAUCCUCUAUAAAACCGGAGCACUGUGCUGUUUUUAAGGACCAACUACAUAACCACAAUUCAAAGAUUCUUUAUUACUGUUUUUAAGGACAUGCUGCCAAAUGCUAGUCAAAGAUCCUCAACAUAACAGGAUUACUGUUUUUAAGAACCUGCUCAAAAGUGGCUAGUCAAAGACCCUCUUUAAAACAGGAACGCGCUUCUGUUUUUAAGGACCUACUGCAAAAAAACCUUAGUCAAAGAUCUUCAACGUGACAGGGUUAUGGUUUUCACAAACCUGCCAGUCAAAGAUCCUCUAUAAAACCGGAGCACUGUGCUGUUUUUAAGGACCAACUACAUAACCACCAUUCAAAGAUUCUUUAUAACGGUUUUUAAGGACAUGCUGCCAAAUGCUAGUCAAAGAUCCUCAACAUAACAGGAUUACUGUUUUUAAGAACCUGCUCAAAAGUGGCUAGUCAAAGACCCUCUUUAAAACAGGAACGCGCUUCUGUUUUUAAGGACCUACUGCAAAAAAACGUUAGUCAAAGAUCUUCAACAUGACAGGGUUACAGUUUUCACAAACCUGCCGGUCAAAGAUCUUCUAUAAAACCGGAGUACUGUGCUGUUUUUAAGGACCAACUACUGUUUUUAAGGACAUGCUGCCAAAUGCUAGUCAAAGAUCCUCAACAGGACAGGAUUACUGUUUAAGAACCUGCUCAAAGGUUGCUUGUCAAAGAUCCAUUUGACUGCUAUUUUUGAGUACCUUAUCAAAGGUGGCUAGUCAAAGAGCCCCUAAAUAACAAGAGCACUCUGCUGUUUUUGAGUACUUGCUACAAAAAUUGCUAGUCAAAGAUCCUUUCUUUAUGACAAAAGCACUGAAAUGGUUUUGACCUCACACUGUUUAGUCAAAGUGCUCUACUGUUUUUUAUACUGUAGACAUGCUGGACAAAGAUCCUUUCACAUCACAUUAUUGCUGUUUUUAGGGACCACCUACAAAACCGCAAUUCAAAGAUCCUAUAUAUAGUACAUGACAGGAACACUGCUGUUUUUAAGAAUUUACAAAAAUGCUAGACAGAGAUCAUCUAUAAAUGACAGAAGCAUUAUGCUGUUUUUCGGGAUCUACUGCAAAAAACACUGGUCAAAGAUCCUCAACGUGACAGGAUUAUUACUCCUUUUAAGUUUCAAAGGUGCUCUACAAAACAGGAGCAGUCUGUUGUUUAAAAGGUGCUACUGUGACAGGCUCCCAUGGAUGGAUGAUACUACAAAAACACUAGUCAAAGAUCCUCUAUGAAACAGAAGUCUCUGCUCUGUACUAUGACCAAACACAGGUACCAGCUGACUAACCCUAAUCUGAUUGAUAUCAUUUCAUGCACUUUUGAAUGUGUUUUUUUUCUUUCUAAAUAAACAAUGAUUAUAUGUGGAAAAACAAGAUGUAUAUAUUGUAAAUAUGUAGUGAACAUGAAUAUGCAUUAAAACUCAUACCA